This is a messenger RNA of Styela clava, 4405 nucleotides long. RefSeq names its product ATP-binding cassette sub-family D member 3-like. Gene Ontology annotation, cellular component: peroxisomal membrane. Gene Ontology annotation, biological process: fatty acid beta-oxidation; peroxisome organization; very long-chain fatty acid catabolic process. NCBI's taxonomy places the organism in Eukaryota, Metazoa, Chordata, Ascidiacea, Stolidobranchia, Styelidae. Gene Ontology annotation, molecular function: long-chain fatty acid transmembrane transporter activity; ABC-type transporter activity; ATP binding. The record is from RefSeq and is a predicted model, not a curated record.
CAAAUUAGUUUAUAUAAAACUUUGGAAAUAAUUUUACAUGUUUUGCUCAAAUUCAAAGUAGAUCAGUAGACUUGCUCUCAUUUCUGCUUAUUGUAGUCAUUUAUAUUAAUCUGACACAUUUUGCUAUUUAGUACUCAAGCGUAUAUGUAAUUUAUUAAAAUGGCUCCUGUUCUAAGCAAGUUGGCAGAUUAUCGUUAUUUGCGAUUUGCUGCUUAUGGAACUGGUUUGGUACUUACUGCACACUUUUUAGGAUUAUAUCGAUCUGGAACCAAAUCUAAAGAUAAAGAAAGUGACAUAGUUUUCACAAAAUCUGGUAAAAAUGGCGCCAGAGAAAAAGCCGCUAUAGACAUGAAUUUCAUUCGUAGACUCAAACAGAUUCUACGAAUUAUGGUGCCUGGUUGGUGGUCAAAAGAAACUGGCCUUUUGAUUCUAGUUGCUUUGAUGUUGAUCAUGCGCACAAGAUUUGAUGUGUGGAUGAUCAAAAAUGGGACGUCAAUUGAAAGUUCUAUUAUUGCCAGAGAUCGGAGCCGGUUUCUUCGAUAUCUUUUUAAAUAUAUUUCUAUGCAACCAGCGAUUGCUCUAACCAAUCAAAUGCUCAAGUAUGGGCUGAAUGCACUCAAACUUCAUUUCAGAAAGCAGUUCACAUUACACAUGUACGAGCAUUAUCUUCAAGGAUAUACUUAUUAUAAAAUGAGUAAUCUUGAUAAUAGAAUUGCCAAUCCAGAUCAACUAUUAACUCAAGAUAUUGAAAGAUUCUGCAAUAGUGUUGUCGACUUGUAUUCAAAUAUCAGUAAACCGCUGUUGGACAUUCUCAUCUACAUUUAUAGAUUGACAGAUACCAUUGGUGCACAAGGGCCAGCAACAAUGAUAGCAUAUCUUGUCGUUUCUGGAAUGAUUUUAACGAGAAUGCGUCAACCUAUUGGAAAAUUGACUGUGACAGAACAGCAAUUGGAAGGAGAAUUCAGAUACGUCAACUCUCGUUUAAUUACCAAUAGCGAGGAAAUUGCCUUCUAUAAUGGUAAUGAAAAAGAGAAGAAUACCAUUCUUCUAACGUUCAAAAAGUUGUAUGAUCAUUUACAGAAAUUUGUUGGUUUCCGCUUCAGAAUGGGAAUUGUAGAUGAUAUCAUUGCAAAAUACACUGCGACAACCUGUGGUUAUUUGAUAGUGAGUCGUCCAUUUAUGGAUCUAAAGAAUGACAGAUUUGAUAAUUAUUCUCAUUCAGAGCUUUUGGAAGAUUAUUAUACGAGUGGACGUAUGUUGGUACGACUCUCACAAGCGAUUGGCAGGAUAGUACUCGCCGGACGAGAAAUGACAAGGUUAUCGGGUUUUACUUUGAGAGUCACAGAGCUGAUGAAAGUCACAAAAGAAUUGAAUGAAGGGCAUUAUGAAAGAACCAUGGUCAGCAAAAAUGAUGAAAAAGAUGGGGUAAAAUCCAAAAAAUCCAUGGAAUUGGUGCCUGGAAGUGGAAAAAUCAUCACCAAGGAUUACAUUAUUUGCUUUGACAAAGUCCCACUUGUGACCCCAAAUGGAGACGUUUUAAUUGAAGAAAUGAGUUUUACAGUUCACUCGGGCAAAAAUGUAUUAGUCUGUGGUCCAAAUGGAUGUGGAAAGAGUUCUCUUUUCAGAGUUCUCGGUGAAUUAUGGCCUCUGUUUGGAGGUACGGUCACAAAACCAUCUCGAGGAAAGUUAUUUUAUGUUCCGCAAAGGCCUUACAUGACAUUGGGUACUUUGCGUGAUCAAGUUAUCUAUCCAGACUCAAAAAAAGAGAUGUUGAAAAAUGGAUUCUCAGAUGAGCAGUUGCAAGAAAUUUUGCAAAAAGUCCAACUUGAAAAUAUUCUUGAACGAGAAGGUGGAUGGAACUCUGUGCAAGACUGGAUGGAUGUUCUCAGUGGUGGUGAGAAACAACGUAUGGCGAUGGCAAGGCUUUUCUACCACAAACCUCAAUUUGCUAUUUUAGAUGAAUGUACAAGUGCUGUCAGUGUAGAUGUUGAAGGAUUCAUCUACCAACAUUGUCGUGCAGUCGGAAUUACUCUUUUCACUGUCUCACAUAGAAAAUCAUUAUGGAAGCAUCAUGAAUAUUAUCUUCAUAUGGAUGGCCGAGGAAAAUACGAAUUCAAGCCAAUUGAAGAUAGUACAGUAGAAUUUGGAUCAUAAAUGUAGUGACUUAAACUGCCUGUUUCAGAAAUGGGUUUCAUACCUUUUUCAGUCGCUUUGUUUCAAGAUGAUUAUAUAUAAGUACGUCCAUAAUAAUUUCAGAAUGGUGUAAUUGAUGUGCGAUAAUUCUUUUUCAUUAGCAAAUUAUUUAUACUCCUUAUUCAAAUUUGUGUUUGGUUUUUAUAAAUUCAGCAAUGCAACUUUAUUUACAUAAUCAUGAAUUAUAUUUGGAAAAACAUUAGAAUAAUCAAGAUCAAAAUAGGAGACUAAAUAUUGUCACCAUUACUGACAGUCAAUACUGUUGACAAUAAAUACAGUUGACAAGACUAGCGCACUGGCAAUAUAAUGAAGCAAUUCUUUCUAAUCUUCUUUCUAUAUGGUCAGCAUAUUAUUAUGAGAGAGACUUGAUGCAUGAAUUCAGACUAUUUUGUUAAUCUUGUGCGAAAUUCAUACUCCUGUUUUUGAAGACUGAAUGAUAAUUGCUCAUCAAAUUUGCUCGUUUUUUCAAUCAAAGGAUUAUUCAUGAUUUAUGAUAUUUAGCUAGACAAUCGAUAUUGACUUUUAGUUUGAUAGACACUUCCUGGGACAAGUUCAAAUGAAUAUCGUCAAAAUUAAUAAUACACUAUGACAUUAUAGCAAAGUUAUAUGUGAAGACUGCAGUGUUCACUUUUCAGAAAGUUUCAAUUUAAGAAGUCUUUAAUUUUUCAAUCCAGAUAAGUCUUGCACUAAAAAAUUUGUAUUUUUUGAAUUGUAUAUAUAUUAUUAAACCUGUUGUUUAAAAUUCUUGACUGUUCCGGAUGGUUAUAUGUUUACGUGGCUGGUCGUAUUGUAAGUCCUCUUAAAAUUAUUUUGAUUAUGAUAUGUAUACUUUCUUGAUUUUAGAAAUAACAGUUUCUUAGUGAGCAAAGAUAUUACAUUAUGUAUUUGUCCACUAUCUUCGUUUGCAUCAUUUUUGUUCCCCUGUUUAUAUGGUGUCAUGUACCAAUGUUAUAUGGUUGCACAUCGUUUGACGCAGCUUUCCUCACGAGUCUCAGUUCUUACCACUUGAUGGCAGCUCCUGCCACAAACGAACCACGGCGUGUCUCGCCAUGGUUUUUAUGGCGCUAUUCAGUAAUCAGUAUUACCGGUAUAUUCACAAAGUCAUGUACCCGAUUUUCGUUUAUCAUGCAGAAUUAUAUCUACUUAAACCUGAAACCUAACCCCAGACCCAUCAAAACUGUAUCCAUAAGAAAAAUGUUCCAACUUACCCAAUAUUUUUCACCAUCAGUGACAGCCGACAUGCCUUGUUUACGGCAGCAAAAUUUUACUCGCCAUUGGUUUUAAAUUUGCUGCUGUGGUACCAGCAGCUCGCCAUUAGUUUGAGGCAGCUAAAAAGUCAGUCGCCAUUGUUUGGCCAUAGUGGCCAUGUCGCCAUGGUUUGCGGCAGCUUCAGACUCCAUAAAAUACUUGAAACUGUACUUGUCCCUCAUACCCAACUUUUAAUGUAUUAAUAGCACGUAACUGGUUAGCUAUUUUUCAAUCUUAUCGACUUUACUCCUCCCUCAAAAUUAUUUAUUGUGAUUAUUAAAUUUACAGGGAUAUAUAUCGAGGAAAAUUCCUUUAUUAUAAUUGCAGUAAUCAUAGGUAAGAAGAUAAUAACACCAUAAGUAAGCCAACCAAUCGUGUUACAGUGUUUUAUUUUAAGAUAUUCAGACUAAUUAUAUAUCUGGACCAUAUUUUUACUUAUAAUGUUGUUUUCUGAAUAUCACCAAUACGAGUUCAAUAUUUUCAUUAAUAUAAAGCUUAUAAGUACAAACAUCUUCUGCUUUUCAAAAAGUAAUCUAUUGUUUGUUUUUUGUUCUUAUUAUUUUGUAAUUCUAAGCUAAUAGGAAUAGCAUCUGUUUGCUAGAAUUUCAUUAAAAUCUGGUACUGAUGGAAAUAGCCCAAAGCUCCCCAAGUAAGAAGUCAUCUGACUGAUUACAUAUUAUUCCCUAUCAAGCGGGACUAAGCGUAUGCACAUUAAAAUAUGAUUAUAAGAUUUUCAGUCUAUCAUACAAUUUUUUUUUGUUUAAUUACUGAAUAUUGUUUUGAAUGAUUAUUACUGUUUAUUCUUAAUUUUCUGCUUUGUGCAAUGAAUAAAGCUGAAUUUGACAUGUUGCUUUUAUACUUGAAGACCGAGUAGAUUUCAGACUUUUAAGCUGCUUCCGCGUAGCUUUUUUACUCUGCACAUUGUAAAGCCAUCACCAAAAAAAUAAUAAAAUGCAAUAAAAAA